AUGUCGCGACAACGCCAAUCUUUCGUCCAGCGUUUCGUACCUGACAUCACCCGAAUCUUUGAGUUCCCUAACGCUAGCAUGGCUGUCGCUAAUGGAUCUUUGGAUCCACGCUCUCUCAGCUAUGAAAGCAGUAAUCUUAAUGAGAUUACGCGUCGCCAGAUGAACGAAGACAUCAGCGCUUAUCGCUAUGACUUGGACUUCUGCCGGAAUCAGCUCGCUUCGGCUGAUCUCACCCCUCAGGAAGUAAGAACGCUUCAGAUACGCGUUCUUGACUGUGGCCACAACAUUCGCAGUUGCCAGCAUAGGAUUCAACAACUAGACGCGCAAGUACGUAACGCCGCAGCAGCUGCUGCCUCAGCUACCCCUUCCUUUAAGGCACAGCAGUAUCGCAACUCUGGAGCCACUCCUGGCUCAACCGCCGGAGUCAAGAGACCACGCAUGGUCAAGACAUUAGAUAGUGACGACGAUGAGAAUGGCGAUACCGAUCUGGUCAUGGACUUGACUGGUUCGGGGACUACAUCUUUUCAGCGCCUUGGCUUUUGGAAGUGCCGCCUCUGUACGUCGCAGAAAUUCCUAGAUGCGGGUGCUAACCGUGUACCAAGCGCGCCUUGCAAGUGGCCGCUCAAAGACGUCUCCAAGAUGAUCAACCACUUUCUCGACAUGCACACCGAGCACUCACCCAGUGAGCGCUGCGAGGAGCUUGGCACCGCGCUGGCCUUCAAUAGGGGCCCCUUCGAGUAUUGGCUAGUUCGCACAAGAGCACAGGACUUAGAGGAUCGUAGCAUCAUCGACGAAUUCAUCAAUACUCUUCAGUCUGGCAACAUGCCUGACGCCCUCCGUGGUCUCAGUAGAGCUGCUAGCGCAUUCCCUAAUACCAUUUCAGGGUUUAAAAGAUGAAGCUCCUUCAAGCUAAAAUGCCUAACAAUUGGCAAGAUGUCACGGGAGACAGGAUGACAUGGCCUAGGACAUACUAGGACCAUGUUGAGUCUGGAGAAAAUGUUUUCCAGUUUAGAUCCAAAGACGAAAUUGUCGUUCAUGACACGAUACAUACCUGAGAACCGUGUAUUCUGCGACGAGUCCCAAUCACUCUAGCAUGGCGUUCGGCGUUGCUUACAGAUAGACACUGUUUAGAUUUCGCAAGUUUGCAUGAAAGACCCACGUCAGGACGAUGUCUUUUAGUCAGUUCAAGGAUACAUUCUUUAUUUUGCUGCAAUGACUUAUCAAAAAUUGAUGCGUCUGGCAGAUUCACAGACAUAAUAAUAGUCUUGUUUCUGCUUGAAUACCCAACUUUAUAUGAUAAGUCAGCACAAUGCGAUUCAAGAACCUACCUGGGGCCUGGCCCUUAGUCUAAGCAUAACCGAAUUGCCCAAAGAGGUGUGAAUUCCUGGCUACCGCGCAAUUGAUGGAUAGGAAUAGCAAUAUAUUUUCUGUGGC
Messenger RNA from Daldinia caldariorum, 1434 nucleotides. RefSeq lists its product as uncharacterized. The record is from RefSeq and is a predicted model, not a curated record. The transcript has 3 exons. Lineage: Eukaryota; Fungi; Ascomycota; Sordariomycetes; Xylariales; Hypoxylaceae. The coding region runs from base 1 to 897 and encodes 298 amino acids.